Molecule: messenger RNA, 1052 nt
Organism: Rubroshorea leprosula
Lineage: Eukaryota; Viridiplantae; Streptophyta; Magnoliopsida; Malvales; Dipterocarpaceae
Source: the annotation of a GenBank genome assembly
AAGUUGAGUUGAAGUCAUAUGCUUCUCUUCAUUUUAUGUGUUCUGCUCUUCAUCUUCUUCCUCUCGGUUCUCUCCAUUUCUUUGUUUUAAAAAAAUCCCAACAUGGUAUCAGAGCCCUAUUGAUCUUUGAGGGACUGUGAGAGAGUUAAUCGAAGCAUAACCAAAACCCACCGCUCUAAAUGGAUUCCAGUAGGUCUUUGUUGUGAAAUCCCUCUUCCAUUUUUUUGCCAAAUCACUCAGCAAGUGAUGAAGGCAUAUGGUAGGCCCACUAUAGCUCAACAUCAAGCAUGGUGAGGAGAUGGUGUGAAGAGGCAAGUUGGACCAACGAAGAGAAGGUGUUCAUGGUCUCUACAGCAAGCAAUCCAAAGGGAAAAAGAAUGUAUGCCAAGGGAAGGGUGCAGCCUGAGAAAGGAAGAAAACUCAGAGCAUGAAUCAAAUCCGGUUCACCAAAAGUUGAAUCUGAUUUAUGACCCUAAGGAAGCUGUAGAAGAUGAAAAAGAUGAUGAAGCAGCACUUUUGAGGUACCAAUCCCCUGUUUUAUUUACUCAGAAAAUGCAACUUAGUUGCAAAACUCCAAAAUUUGUUUGAGGCAGCAAAAUCCAAAGAAGGAAAGCUGUGAUGAAGGAGGAGCUGAGGUUGUUUGAGAAGGAUGGUACAUGGUUGUGAUGAAAAAAAAAUGAAAACCAACCACAAGAUGGACAGCAAAGGGCUGAUCCCGGGUAGAUGGACAGCAAAGGGCUGAUGCAAAGGGCUGAUCCUAGGUGCUUAGGCAUAAAUCUAUUUCGUUUUUGAUGUUGCAGCUUUGAUGCCAAGGAGGAGUGUUGGAAUUAUUGCUAGAAACGUGGCAAUCAAAUCUGCAGAAAUGAUGAAAUGAAACUACCAUGAAAUGGCAGCAAUGAGGCUGCAAUUUGACAGCAAAUAUGGCAGUAAUUUAGCUGCAAAUAUGAUGGAAAUGGAGCUGUAAAAUGACAGCAAAAAUGUGCAGCAAGCUGAGCUGCAAAUGUUGAUGAAAUGAGGCUAUAACGGGUAGCAAAUGAAAUGCAAAUGCAUCA